CCUGGUACCGCCAGGCGGGGAGCCCCGUGUGCAGCUGGCCGCGGAAGCCGCAGCCUCCCGAGCCCCGCACCGGUUCCCCCGCCCCGUGGCCCUGGGCGCGCCGCUCCGAGUUCCGGCUUCCCGAGGAGGCUCAGGCAGGCGGCCAACGCUGGGCUGGCGGCUGCGCCCUCGAGUCCUCGGUGCACGGCAGCCACGCCCCGGGCGCCGCGGAUCCCCGCCCCCCCGGGCCCUCGCCCACCCCGGCCCGGGAGGACGACCCGCCGCAGGACGGUUCUCUUGUCCUUUGGCGAGGAUUCUCCAAGGCGUCUCAACACAUGGGCCGGCUCAGAAACGCCAAGAUCCACGUGGAGAGAGCUGUCAAGCAGAAGAAGAUUUUUAUGAUCCAAGGCCGCUACCCUGUGAUCCGGUGCCUCUUGCGCCGGAGGGGCUGGGUGGAGAAGAAGAUGGUCCAUCACUUGGGCACCAUCCUUCCACCACCGCACAAGGAUCUGGAUAGCUCAGUAAUGAGUGACAGUGACACCACUGAGGAUGAGGAUGAAGAUGAGGAUGAGGCAUUCCGGCCACCACAGCUGUACGACUUCGAUGAUUUACUGGAAUUUGAUGACCUACAUGGGACACAUGCUCUGAUGUCGCGCAUGGUCCGGAACGAGAUCCCCUACUUCAUCUGGACCACUCGGCGGGAUGUGCUGGACUGUCGCUUCCUCUCCAAGGAUCAAAUGAUAAACCACUAUGCCCGGGCGGGCUCCUUCACCACAAAGGUGGGUCUGUGUCUCAAUCUCCGAAACUUGCCGUGGUUUGACGAGGCUGAUGCUGACUCCUUCUUCCCGCGCUGCUACCGCCUGGGGGCUGAGGAUGACAAAAAGGCCUUCAUAGAGGACUUCUGGCUGACGGCUGCCCGCAACGUUCUCAAGCUGGUGGUAAAGUGCGAAUGGGAGUCAUGCUCUAUCCAAGCGGAAGAGGAAGAGGCCCCAGGAGACAAGCAGCCCAAGAAACAGGAGAAAAAGCCGAUGACAGUGUCCCCAGAGUUCGUGGAUGAGGCUCUGUGUGCCUGUGAGGAGCAUCUCAGCAACCUGGCCCACAUGGACAUUGACAAGGACAUGCAGGCCCCACUCUACCUGAGCCCUGAGGGCUGGUCCCUCUUCCUCCAGCGCUACUACCAAGUGGUCCACGAGGGGGCAGAACUCAGGUACCUCGACACUCAGGUCCAGCGCUGUGAGGACAUCCUGCAGCAGCUGCGGGCCGUGGUGCCCCAGAUGGACAUGGAAGGAGAUUGCAACAUCUGGAUCGUGAAGCCGGGAGCCAAGUCCCGCGGACGAGGCAUCAUGUGCAUGGACCACCUGGAGGAGAUGCUGAAGCUGGUGGACGGCAACCCCAUGAUGAUGAAGGAUGGCAAGUGGGUGGUGCAGAAGUAUAUUGAGCGGCCCCUGCUCAUCUUUGGCACCAAGUUUGAUCUGAGACAGUGGUUCCUGGUGACCAACUGGAACCCCCUUACUGUGUGGUUCUACCGUGACAGCUACAUCCGCUUCUCCACACAGCCCUUCUCCCUGAAGAACCUGAACAACUCCGUGCACCUGUGCAACAACUCCAUCCAGAAGCACCUGGAGAAUUCGUGCCACCGGCAUCCGCUGCUGCCCUCAGACAACAUGUGGUCAAGCCAAAAGUUUCAGGCCCACCUGCAGGAGCUGGGGGCCCCAAACGCCUGGUCUACUGUCAUUGUGCCUGGAAUGAAGGCCGCGGUGAUCCACGCCCUGCAGACCUCCCAGGACACCGUGCAGUGUCGGAAGGCCAGCUUCGAGCUCUAUGGUGCUGACUUUGUGUUUGGUGAGGACUUCCAGCCCUGGCUGAUCGAGAUCAAUGCCAGCCCCUCCAUGGCGCCCUCCACGGCUGUCACUGCCCGGCUCUGUGCCGGUGUGCAGGCCGACACCCUGCGUGUGGUCAUCGACCGGCGGCUGGACCGCAACUGUGACACGGGGGCCUUCGAGCUCAUCUACAAGCAGCCUGCUGUGGAGGUGCCCCAGUAUGUGGGUAUCCGGCUUCUAGUAGAGGGCUCCACCAUCAAGAAGCCCCUGGCGGUGUGUCACCGGCGGGUAGCGGUCCGCCCAGCCCUCCCUCACCUGCUGACCCAGCGAGGCUCUGGGGAAGCCCCUUACCACUUCCCCAGCCUCCACUGCAAGGCCUGGCUGCCUUCUCCCUGUGUGCUCCGACCCCAGGGGCGGGUCCUCAGACUGCAGCACAGCAAGCUGGUGGGCUCUAAGGCCCUGUCGACCACAGGCAAAGCCUUGAUGACUCUACCUACUGCCAAGGUUUUGAUUUCCCUCCCACCUAACGCUGAGCUCAAGCUGGCACCCGACGCCCUGAAACCAAGAAAGGUGGGCCUCAAACUCGUCUUCAUGGGCCCCAACUUGGAAGCAACUUGUGGUCUCAACUGUUUGAAGUCGAAAAUCUUCCUAGCACCCAUAGGAAGAUCAAGGCCAAAGGCAAGUUCAAGGCCAGACUGUGACAAACCCAAGGCUGAGACAUGCCUCACGACGACACUGAGCCUUCUGGGACCCCUGCCCCUUGUCAGUGCACACCAGGGGCUGGGGGGCAUGAGGGACGUGUGGCUACAGAAGCCCUCACCCAUCGUCACUGCCCUUAUCCUGGAUGCAGCGCCAAAUAAAAAAGAGCAAAUGAAGUAUUUGAGGCUUGGCUCCAUUUGUGUUAGAAGGUGAAGAGAGGGGGUGUGGUUCUGUACGCCUAGGUCCAGAACAAGAGCUGGAGGCCGUCAGCAACUCCUCCACAAAGCAAGGCCCAGAAUCCGCACCCAGUGACAGACGUGAGGCAUCCUGUCCAGGGACCCCCUGGCAUCUCUGAUCUGUGGGUGGGGGGGAUAAGUCUCAUGUUACAGGUGAGGAAACUGAGUCUGCACAAGGCGAUGUGGCUUGCUCAAGAUCACAUGGCAGUGAGCAGAAGGCUGGGACACAUUGCCAGGACUGCUGAGCCCUGGGGGUCACCCCAAUCCCCGAGCCCAGAGGAGGAGCUGGGCUGGCAGCAGAAUGACAUCUAAUGGGCACAAGAUUUACGACAAGAGACACAGCAGAGGAGCGGACCUUGCCUAAACCCCAGUCCUCCAAAGGGAGUGGGUCUGUCCCUUCCUCUCCAGGGGGCCAAGGUCACCUAAAAAGGAAAUAUCCAACAAGCCACACCCAUCUGGAAAAGGUCAGUAUUUCUUAAUUGUAAUGGGUUGAAUGUUGAUAUGUCUUCCUGGAACCUGUGAAUAUGACUUUAUUUGGAAAAGGGGUUCUCUGUAGAUAUAAGUUAAAGAUUGUGAGAGGAGAUCAUCCUGGAUUAUCUGGAUGGGGCCUAAAUCUAAUGACAAGUGUCCUUAUAAGAGACAGAAGACAAAGAGAAAGCCGCGUGGAGACGGAGGCAGGGAUUGGCUUGAUGCAGCCACAAGUCAAGGGAUGCUUGGAGCCACCAGGAGCUGCAAGAGGCAGGGAAGGAUUCUUGCCUAGAGCCUCCGGGGAGACCACAACCCUGCCGACACCUUGAUUUUGGACUUCUGGCCUCCAGAACUGGGAGAGCAUCCAUUUCUGUUGCUUUAAGCCACUCAGGUUGUGGUAAUUUGUUGCAGCAGCCCUAGGGAAUUAAUACACUGGUCAAAUGAAGAUACAUAUACUCUGUAUAUUU
Messenger RNA from Hippopotamus amphibius kiboko, 3669 nucleotides. It is a transcript of the gene TTLL3, whose product is annotated as tubulin tyrosine ligase like 3. Gene Ontology annotation, cellular component: cilium. The record is from RefSeq and is a predicted model, not a curated record. Gene Ontology annotation, biological process: cilium assembly; cilium movement; protein modification process. NCBI's taxonomy places the organism in Eukaryota, Metazoa, Chordata, Mammalia, Artiodactyla, Hippopotamidae.